AUGGAUAGUAAUAAAUAUUUAAUUAAAAAUUGCCCUGAAACCAUUAGGUAUAUUCCAAAUUUUAUAUCAAUUGAGGAAGAAGAAUACAUGUUACACUUGAUUAAUAAUGCUCCUUUACCAAAGUGGGAUUGUUUAUCAAAUAGAAGAUUACAAGUUUAUGGUGGUAUUAUAAAUAAAAAAAAAAUUUUAAUUCCUGAUGAGGGAAUACCACAAGGCCUUGAUUAUAUUAUUGAAAAAAUUGUGUCUGUUGAAGAUGGUUUCAAAUUAGAUAAAAGACCAAAUCAUUUAUUAGUCAAUGAAUAUCUUCCUGGUCAAGGAAUUAUGCCUCAUACUGAUGGUGAUGCUUAUCAUCCUUUAGUUGCCACAAUAAGUUUAGGUUCACCAAUAUUGUUAGAUUUUUAUAAAACUUUAAAUCGUGAAUGUGUUGCUUCUUUUAAUGAGAGAUAUAUUGGUUCAAUGUUUUUGGAACCAAGAAGUCUUGUUUUGUUAUCAAAUGAUAUUUAUUCAAAUUACCUUCAUAGUAUUGCAGAAAGAGAGGAGGAUGUUAUUACGGAGAAUAUAUUUAAUUUGGAUCAAAUUACCUUAAAAAUUGGAGAUGUUGUCAAAAGAAAAACUAGAGUUUCAUUAACAUAUAGACAUGUUGAUAAAGUAAGUAAACUUAAUGUUAUGAACUUACUAAAAAAAUAA
Molecule: messenger RNA, 687 nt
Organism: Strongyloides ratti
Lineage: Eukaryota; Metazoa; Nematoda; Chromadorea; Rhabditida; Strongyloididae
Product: Alpha-ketoglutarate-dependent dioxygenase alkB homolog 6
Exons: 1
Coding region: 1-687 (228 amino acids)
Source: RefSeq, a predicted model, not a curated record